AUGGCCGACGAAUUCGCUCCCCCGCCGGGCCCCCCGCCUCCCAAGGCCCCUGAGGUCCCUCCCGGCUGGGUUGCCCGCUGGAAUGACCAGUACAAAGAAUGGUUCUACGUAAACCUCCACACUAAGCAGUCCCAAUGGAACAAGCCGACCGAGCCCGCCUUGCCUCCACCCCCGCCCGCGGCAGACGCCCACCCGGGCGGUCCUCCCCCCGGCUACGCCCCGCGCCCGGGUGACUCGACGCCGCCCGUAGACCAAAAGGUCAACCCAUACGACCAGAAGCAAAACCCCUACGAGAACCAGUCCUCAACGCCCCAGCCCUACGGCGCUAGCAGCUCCAACGCCAUGAGUGAGGACGAGCGUCUCGCCCGCCAGCUCCAGGCCGAGGAGGAGGCCCGCGCCCGCGGCGCCAACUCGCACUCUCCGAUGCCCCCUGGCUACAACCCACAGCAGCAGCAGCAAUCCCAGAGUCCUUUCCCCAAUCAGCUUCCGCCCCGCGCGCAGGAUACGAGGGGCAAGAGCGGCGGCGGCGGCUUCCUCGGCAAGCUGCUCGGCAAGGCUAAGACGGGUGGCUCGGGCAGCCACGGGCAGCCGCAGUACGGCGGAUAUCCUCCCCAGCAGGGAUACGGCGGCUACCCGCCUCAGCAGCAGUACGGGGGCUACCCUCCCCAGCAGGGCUACGGAGGCUACCCUCCUCAACAAGGUUACGGGGGCUAUCCCCCGCAGCAGGGCUACGGCCCACCCGGGGGCUACGGCAUGCAGGGCGGUGGCGGCCGGAAACCCGGCGGCGGCGGCAUGGGCAUGGCGGGCGGACUAGCGCUCGGUGCCGGUGCCGGUCUGCUCGGUGGCGCACUGAUCGCGGACCACGUCAACGACGAGCAGCAGGAGGCGUACGCUGACGGCUACAAUGACGGCCAGGACGGCGAUGACUUUGGCGGUGGAGACGACUUUGGCGGCGACUUCUAA
Molecule: messenger RNA, 963 nt
Organism: Colletotrichum navitas
Lineage: Eukaryota; Fungi; Ascomycota; Sordariomycetes; Glomerellales; Glomerellaceae
Exons: 3
Coding region: 1-963 (320 amino acids)
Molecular function (GO): protein binding
Source: RefSeq, a predicted model, not a curated record